Myripristis murdjan (pinecone soldierfish) is the source of this 552-nucleotide messenger RNA. RefSeq names its product ubiquinol-cytochrome c reductase complex assembly factor 2 (gene uqcc2). The transcript has 4 exons. Lineage: Eukaryota; Metazoa; Chordata; Actinopteri; Holocentriformes; Holocentridae. Bases 93 to 491 code for a protein of 132 amino acids. The record is from RefSeq and is a predicted model, not a curated record. Gene Ontology annotation, cellular component: mitochondrial matrix. Gene Ontology annotation, biological process: mitochondrial respiratory chain complex III assembly.
UAGGGGGGAGACUUUACGUGCGGCACAAGUACGGCGUGCGGCAAAGCUCAAAAUCGGUCAGGUUGAAGGCGAUUACCUCACAGCCCCCGAUCAUGUCGGCCACCAGGUAUCGUCGCUUCUUGAAACUGUGUGAGGAGUGGCCCCGGGAUGAGUACAAGAAAGGCCGGGACUUGGGCACGUUUCUGCGGCAGAGGGUGGCGGCUACGUUCCGUGAGGGGGAAAACACGCAGAUCUCAGAUCCAGAGAAGUGCGACCAGAUGUAUGAGAGCUUGGCCCGCAUCAACGGCAACGUGUACAGAGAACGAUUCCCCCGUGUGAGAGACACAAGCUUCACUGGAGUCACAGUGGAAGAGUGCAGAUUGCUUUUGUCAGGGAGCAUGCAGCAGAUGCAGCAAAUGGAUGAGGCAAAAAAGGGCUUGUGGAAGACUUUAAUGGAGCGAUUCUCCUCCAAAUCUCCAGAUGAAGCUCCAGAGAAAACUCCUGAAAAAUAGCAUGUUCAUUUUUUUCUGUUCUUGUGUUAUGUCUAUGUAAAAAUAAAGAUUAUUAUUGGUA